Messenger RNA from Penicillium vulpinum, 2760 nucleotides. RefSeq names its product ATP-binding protein. The record is from RefSeq and is a predicted model, not a curated record. Gene Ontology annotation, molecular function: ATP hydrolysis activity; ATP binding. Bases 1 to 2760 code for a protein of 919 amino acids. NCBI's taxonomy places the organism in Eukaryota, Fungi, Ascomycota, Eurotiomycetes, Eurotiales, Aspergillaceae. The transcript has 3 exons.
AUGAAUACUCAUCCAAACCCAGCUCGUCCUCGUGACGAGCUGUACAUGACCAACACCAUCUCAGAAGAUCUGAGUAAAGAUGCAUCGCAGGAGCAACCGGUUCCUGCUUUGCUCAGAGGAAGAGCUCCUCUUUCUUCUUCUCCUUCUCCUCCUCCUCCUCCCUCCCCCCUCUUGGUGCAAGAAAAUCGUAAUAACCAGGAUCACUCAUUCCGAUUGAUGCUGCUAGAACAGCAGAACAACGCCCGGCGAAGCCAGUUGGCUGCAUCCCAGAGCAGCGCAUAUCAAAGACCAGUCGAGACUGAUAUCCCUUUCCGUCCUUUUGGGCCGCCGGUAGUCAACAACCAAAACAUGCCAGGCCCUUUUCCGCCGGGUCCUGUCUCUUAUGAAUAUGCCCCAAGUCUGGUGUAUCCUACCAAUUCCCCUUACGCUCCAGUAAGGAACCGUAUUCCACAAUCUGUGGACUCGUACGAUAUGAAUGCGCAGUUCUCAACCGCCUUUCACCCAGACACAUACACUCCUCCGAGCCAGGGAAUUAUAUCUCUAUCAGAGGCUAAUGACCUCAAGGCCCAAAUUGAGGCUCUUCGAGAUAAGGUCCGGGAGCUGGAAGGAAAACCUGCCCUGCCCAUAGCCUCAAAGUAUCAGAUCCUUUAUCGGAUUGAGAGGAUUGAGAAAAAUGACACCUAUCCGAGUGACAAUUACGGCAUGGGCGAUAGUGACGAUGAAUUCAGUCGUCCCAGGCCCAGACCACACAGGUCAAGGUCAAGGUCAAGGUCAAGGUCAAGGUCCAGGUCUCCAUGGAUGGGGAUUUAUACCGACCCCCCUGAGCUCAUCCAGCGAAACAUGGGUGCGCCAUAUCUGCGCUGCAAUGAUCCGCUGACCAACUUCGAGUUGUAUCUCGCUCUCAACAGAGACAUCGCUUUCGUGGUUUUCCGGAACUACAAAAGAAGGGCUGAGCGACAGUCAUCAAACGUAAUGUACGGCAAGCCAGAACCAUUUAGCGAGACUAUUCUUCCAGUUUCGGAAGAUCUCAAAAACGUGAUCGCAGCUUUCCUCAGUGGCAAAGAGUUUCGAUCCAUGAACAACAUCUACCGGACCGUGGGGGAGAUCCAGUCGCCUUAUCUUUUUGUCUACCAUAACCGGGGCGUUGGAGAAUCGGAAAUCAAACAAGGGCUGAGUGUUGAGGCGCAAAGGAAAUUUGAACUCUUCAUGGGCUAUGUCCAAGAGGCAUACGGCGAUGAGUAUACUGCAGCAGACCUACUUUUGGAGAAAGGUAAAAUUCGCCCAGAAUACGUUCAAUACCUGUUCAAGCCCAAUGAAGUCCUGGUUUCGAAUAAGGAUAAGGAGCAUAUAGGUUAUGUAGCCACGGGCUGGCCAUCCCAAAGCUCAGACAUUCAUGGCACCAGCAAUGCUUGUUGGUUAAUCGGCGCCGAGACCUUGGAGUUCAAUGGCGAGUUUUGUAAAUAUUGGACUAAGCUCACUUUUGAGAUGCCAAAGUCGCAGCACGCCAUGGAGAUGCCAAAGUCGCCUCAACUGGAUUACUUGUCGCACAAUUCUAGCCUUCCUCUACCCCAUGGUGACUCAGACAAUGAGUGUGAUAUUACGGAACUUGCGGUAUUCCCAAUCAAGUAUGCUCCUGAUCAUCUUGUCCGGAAGCUCCAGCGCCGUGGGGAGAUUUUCUGGUCAUUCCGCACACAGAAGUAUGUGUCCUAUCAGGCGACUGAGGAAGAAAAUUUCCAGACUAUGGCCGACGACCGAUAUAUCAUAGACAUGAAGACAUACAAAAGACUGCACCCAACCUCGAGCGGGUAUUGGAAUGACGAACCACGCAGAAAGAUGAUCGAUGACCGAGUCGUGGCCAGAGAGCAACCCCCGCUAGAGCCGUUCGGCAUGCUGAUGCCCCCGAGGAUAACUGGCUUCAACCUCCGGCGCAAGAAAUGGUUCGAUCUCUCAGUCGACCGCAUCUCGCAUGUCGAGUGGAACAAAGAUGCCUUUGAGAGUCUAGCCAUCGACUCCAAAUCCAGAGACCUUAUCGAAGCACUGGUGACCAACUACGUGGAGCCCGAAUACUCCGCCGAUCUGAUCACCGGAAAAGGCAACGGGCUGAUCUUGCUUCUCCACGGCGGGCCUGGAACAGGCAAAACACUGACCGCAGAGAGUGUGGCUGAAAUAGCUGAGAGGCCCCUCUACCGAGUCACAUGUGGCGACGUCGGCACCAAGCCAGAGGAAGUAGAGAAGUACCUCGAGUCCGUGCUACACCUGGGCAAGAUCUGGAACUGCGUAGUCCUGCUCGAUGAAGCAGAUGUUUUCCUCGAGCAGCGCGGGAUGGAAGAUCUUAACCGAAAUGCGCUAGUAUCGGCAUUCUUGCGUGUGGUGGAGUAUUUUGAGGGAAUCUUGAUCUUGACCACCAACCGGGUAGGCACAUUCGAUGAGGCGUUUAAAUCGCGCAUCCAGCUGGCACUGCACUACCCCCCUCUCGGCGAGGAGCAGAGACGAAUUAUUUGGAAAACUUUCAUCAAUCGGCUAGAUAAGUUUGAUGAAGGUGCUAUUGAUAUUGAGAAUCUUAUGGGAAGCUUGGAUGUGCUUCCGAGGGAGAAGUUGAAUGGUCGGCAAAUUCGGAAUGCCAUCACCACUGCUCGUCAGUACGCGAAGUGGAAAGGAGAAGUUCUCGGAUAUGAUCACCUUAAGGAUGUGAUUGAGAUAUCUGCAAGAUUCGAUGACUACUUGGAGAAUAUUCACCGCGGUGGUCUCAUGCAGUAUUGA